Owenia fusiformis is the source of this 714-nucleotide messenger RNA. The record is from the annotation of a GenBank genome assembly. Lineage: Eukaryota; Metazoa; Annelida; Polychaeta; Sabellida; Oweniidae.
AAGAGCUCAGCUUAUUAAUGACUACAGAUAAUGUUAGCAAAUCACAAUAGCAGAAGUUCAGAAGAUGUAAAUGCUUGAUACAUGUAUCAACUUGAAAAAAAUUGAAUGUCAUAUUUUUUCAAUUUCAGUUCUGUCCGAGAUGGGCAUCUUUGGAACUGUUCCUAAUGUCAUAAAGCCUAAGGGCAGAACUACUGCUGACAUGUUGCUAGGGAACACACAAUCUAAAUCACCAAGACAACAAACAAACAGUGGAACAUCUGAACAGCCAAUGAAUGUUAUGUUACCUGGAAAUUCACUAGACAUAUCUCUGCUUGGUUCUCAGAUAGACGUAGCGCAAUAUAUGCCAGUUGAUUUCCUAGAGAAAUACACAUCACCAAGUAGUCCAAAACAGUCCCCACGGAGAUUGCAAUGUGAAGUUUGUUGCAAGGAAUUUGCCCAAAUGGCAACGCUGGUCAACCAUCGUAGGAUACAUACUGGUGAAAAGCCUUUCCAGUGUGAAAUGUGUCUUAAAACAUUCAGGCAGAGGGCAACACUGCACAAUCACAGGAAAACACACUUGAAAAUGAACCCCAGUGAGGAUAAUACAGCAAAGGAGCUUGUAAAGCAAGAACAUGAUAUGCCCAAGUGAAUUUUAAAUGAAAGUAGAAACAUGUAUUCAAUUAUUAUCCCAUCGAACGAAGUUCGGAGGGAUAUAGGGAACGCCUCCGUCCGUGU